AUGUCGGAUUACGAGGUAACCCUCGUCAACGACAACAUGCGCGAGUUCUACGUCCGCUUCUAUGGUCCGGGAGAAACACCCUUCGCGGGUGGUAUAUGGAAGAUUCAUGUAGAGUUGCAAGCGGAGUAUCCAUACAAGUCGCCAAGCAUAGGCUUUAUGAACAAGAUCUUUCAUCCCAACAUAGAUGAGUUGAGUGGCUCCGUAUGUCUGGACGUUAUUAAUCAGACGUGGUCGCCAAUGUUCGAUAUGAUCAACAUUUUCGAGGUGUUCUUGCCACAACUGCUGCGGUAUCCUAAUCCUAACGAUCCACUAAACGGAGAAGCUGCUGCGCUCAUGAUGCGACACCCAAAGGAAUACGAGGCCAAGGUCAAGGGUAAGAUCAUUUCCUCCUAUCGUCGCCAAGAAUAUAACGCCCAUUCCUGCUCAGAAUACGUACAACGUUUCGCAACAAAGGAUAUUAUGGAUGCCGCAGAAGACGGCAAUGAGGACGAAGCAGACGAGGAGAUGAGCGACAUCGGCAGCAUCAGUGAGGAUGAAGAGCAAGAAUCCUGA
This is a messenger RNA of Suillus fuscotomentosus, 552 nucleotides long. RefSeq names its product ubiquitin-conjugating enzyme/RWD-like protein. The transcript is spliced from 4 exons. Gene Ontology annotation, cellular component: nucleus. The coding region runs from base 1 to 552 and encodes 183 amino acids. Gene Ontology annotation, biological process: ubiquitin-dependent protein catabolic process; protein polyubiquitination. The record is from RefSeq and is a predicted model, not a curated record. Gene Ontology annotation, molecular function: ubiquitin conjugating enzyme activity. Lineage: Eukaryota; Fungi; Basidiomycota; Agaricomycetes; Boletales; Suillaceae.